AUGCAUUUGUUGGGUCACAGUAACGUGGAUUGGUGGGGCAUGCAACAGGCUCGAACGGGUCAAACUGGCUACGUACCGAGGAAUUUUGUCGCCAAACAACAGACGAUCGAGAGUGAGGAAUGGUAUGCUGGGAAGAUUCCGAGAGAUCGUGCUGAACGACUUGUGCUUUCGAAAAAUCUACCCAAAGGUACUUUCUUAAUUCGUGAACGUGAAGCUGAGACAAGGGAAUAUGCAUUGACCAUUCGUGAUUCUGAUGACAGUCGAGGCAUGAUGGAAACGGCUUUUGCUUCCCUCGAUGGACCCACUUUCCACACUCUGCAGGAAUUGGUUCGAUAUUACUCGGAAAUGGCUGGUGGUUUGUGUUGUACAUUGACUUUCCCGGCUCCUCGGAUCCAGCCGACUCGACCCGAUCUCUCACAUAACAGAGAGCAAAAUUGGGAAAUUCCACGAAAUCAGCUGCAGUUCAUGAGGAAAGUCGGCGAGGGAUCCUUUGGAGAGGUAUGGUACGGAAAAUUGCGUGGCGUUGUUGAGGUGGCGAUUAAGAUGAUGAAACCGAGAAUGAUGAGCCCUGGUGCUUUCUUAGAAGAGGCUUCUAUUAUGAAGCGAUGCGUUCACCCGAAUCUCGUCACGUUGUAUGCGGUAUGCACCCGAGAGGAACCUUUUUAUAUCAUCACUGAGUUCAUGAAGAAUGGCUCUUUGCAACAUUAUCUUCGGGGUGUCGAUGGGCGACAACUUGGCAUUGCGGCUCUUGUUGAUAUGGCAGCGCAGAUUGCGAAUGGAAUGAUGUACUUGGAAGAGAGAAAGCUUGUGCAUCGUGAUCUUGCCGCUCGAAAUGUGCUCGUUGGAGAGAAGAUUUCUGGCGUUCCCGUCGUGAAGGUAGCUGAUUUUGGUUUGGCAAGAAAGCUAAUGGAAGAAGGCAUCUAUGAGGCGAGUACGGGGUCGAAAUUCCCAAUCAAGUGGACAGCUCCUGAGGCGGCCACAUGCGGUAACUUUACGGUGAAAAGCGAUGUUUGGUCAUAUGGGAUUCUGAUCUAUGAGAUCAUGACUCGAGGACAAGAACCAUACCCUGGCAUGCACAACCAACAAGCGAUGGAACAAGUCCAGCGCGGCUACCGGAUGCCUUUACCACGUGGUUGCCCGGAGAAUAUCUACACUGAGUUGAUGCUGAAAUGUUGGGAGAAAAACCCCGAGAGGCGGCCAACCUUUGAGUAUCUCUAUCGCUACUGCAGGACUACGUCUCAUCGCAACCCAACUACGUGCCACCAAGUGUCUACACUUCGCUUC
Mesorhabditis belari is the source of this 1284-nucleotide messenger RNA. Lineage: Eukaryota; Metazoa; Nematoda; Chromadorea; Rhabditida; Rhabditidae. The record is from the annotation of a GenBank genome assembly.